CUCCCCCUCGCUGGUCAUCUCCCCCUCGCUGGUCAUCUCCCUCUCGCCCGCAUCACCCUCAUUAAGCUUACCUCGUCCACUCCCUCUCGGUCACCAGCCUGUGCAUGGACCCCGAGACCAGCACCAGACGUCGGGCGGACACGAAGGCGACGCGGCAGGAGCUGCCAGUGCGAGAACACGUCGACGGCGGUCACCCGGAACGCGCCCGGCCCGCUCUCUGUCGCCCGCCCUUCUCGCCGCCACGACAGGGACUCGAUCUCCCGCUCUCGACGGCCGCUGAUCCCCGGACGCAUGGCACCUCGCGCAACUGCAUGUCAGCACGACGAUGGUACGUUGCCACGGACACCCGCACCUGGUCGACAUGCCCGCCUGUUCGUCCUCUCUGCGACUGUCUGCACGGCUCGCAAUCCGCGCCGGUCAGUGCAGGUGGAGCGCGUCAAGAAGCCCGCCCGGUCGUCGACGCAGACGGUGGACAUCUACAGCUCGGGACGUCCGGACCGCGUCGAACGCACGCACGCGAGGAUACCGAUUGGGAUGUAUCUCGCGCAGAUCCUCCCGCGGAUGGUUGCUGACACCGUCUCCGCCAGAGCACCGGUCGGCAAUGCUGAAGUCGGGACGCGCAGACGACUUGCGCGCGAGCUGCCGCCGGUUGUUUUCCCGCGAGCUCAGUCUCCUGCCCGGGAGGUGUCGCCAUGGCGUAUUUGGCUUGGUCUCAAGUCUUGCCAUCGCUCGAUCGUACGCGGGCAUCGUGGCGCUACCGACCUCCUCACCAGAACCGGCGGGGCGCGCGGGGAUUGGUCAGCAAGCAAGUUUGACGAGAGGACUUAGCGCGCGCGUCGCGCAGCGCAUUCGAGCUUGUGCGCACGAGAUGACUUGUGCACCUCUCCGGGAUCUUCUCCCCAUCGUCCAGCAUCCGAGGACCGGCCGUCUCGCCUGCCGCGAGCCUCGGUCACGGUGAUCAGCCCGGUCGCAGCACUACUUACCUGGCUUCUCGCCCCGUCUGUCGCCUACGCCCCGUCUCUUACAUCACCCGCAGGCCUUGCGGCGAGUCCUCGUGCGUUCGUCACUAUCCGAGCACGGAGUGCAAAUGAAUCCGAGGGCGGUCUGCGAUACAGGGUGGGGGUCAACCCGGUCUGCUUCCCACUGGGUUGCUGCGACGGACCGUUGGCGUGACACCGACGUCUGUAUCCAUCGAGUCUGCCGCUGACCGCUCUUCCAUUCGGUCUGUUGGGCGGUGGAGUCGAUUGACUGCACGGUCACGUUUCCCUUGCGCCGACGCAGCGGAAGCGGUCGCUUCGGGCCGCGGUGAGCAUGCGACGAGUCGACUGGCGGAGAAGUGCGCC
This is a messenger RNA of Fomitopsis serialis, 1343 nucleotides long. RefSeq lists its product as uncharacterized. The coding region runs from base 326 to 958 and encodes 210 amino acids. The record is from RefSeq and is a predicted model, not a curated record. The transcript is spliced from 2 exons. NCBI's taxonomy places the organism in Eukaryota, Fungi, Basidiomycota, Agaricomycetes, Polyporales, Fomitopsidaceae.